Fusarium keratoplasticum is the source of this 993-nucleotide messenger RNA. RefSeq lists its product as uncharacterized. Gene Ontology annotation, cellular component: endoplasmic reticulum; membrane. The coding region runs from base 1 to 993 and encodes 330 amino acids. The transcript has 2 exons. NCBI's taxonomy places the organism in Eukaryota, Fungi, Ascomycota, Sordariomycetes, Hypocreales, Nectriaceae. Gene Ontology annotation, biological process: lipid homeostasis. The record is from RefSeq and is a predicted model, not a curated record.
AUGAAAGACCCAUUCUUCCUCCCGCCCGUACCUUGGCUCGCCGAGAAAGCACAGCCCUGGGCUGACUUGCUCGAUCUCCCCUCGCUACCGCUCCAUAUUCACGAGGUUCUGGCUGCUGCUCUUCUAUACUCGGUCGUCUUCUGGCCAAUUUCGCCAUGGAUAUCGAAUUUGCUGGCCCCGGAGCACUACUCGAAGCUCCCGCGAAAGCGACGACUGAACUGGGAUGCCCACGUUGUUUCCAUGGUACAGAGCUGCCUCAUCAACGGCCUUGCUAUUUGGGUCAUGUUCACCGAUAACGAGAUCAAGAACAUGACUUGGGAGGAGCGAAUUUGGGGUUAUACUGGUGCCGCUGGCUUCAUCCAGGCCCUUGCAGCCGGCUACUUCCUUUGGGACUUGGUCGUAACCAGCCUUAAUCUCGAUGUCUUUGGCCUGGGAACGCUGGCGCAUGCUAUCGCAGCCCUGCUGGUGUACUCUCUGGGCUUUCGCCCAUUCCUCAACUACUAUGCCUGCGUGUUCAUCCUCUGGGAACUGUCAACCCCCUUCCUCAACGUUCACUGGUUCAUGGACAAGGUGGGCAUGACGGGCACACGCGCUCAGCUCUACAACGGCCUCAUGCUCCUCUUCACCUUUUUCACCUGCCGGCUUGUGUACGGAACGUAUAUGUCCUUCAGUGUCUUCAAAGACGUGUGGGCCGGCAUUAACACGCACCCCAACGUCGAGGCGCUCACAACACCACUCAUGGCAUUCGCACACGAGGACUCAACGGUGCCUGUGUGGCUGGGUGCGGCAUACCUCGCCAGUAACAUCACGCUCAACAGUCUCAAUUUCUACUGGUUCUUCAUGAUGAUCCGGGCUGUUCGCAAGCGAUUCGAGCCCUCAUCAGACUCGCAGGACAAAACCCCAGACGCCCCAGUGACCGAGGCUGAGAUCGAUCUUUCUUCUGUGGGAACGGGAGCGGCCAAACUUUCUGGUGGACGACGUCGCAAGGCUUGA